Messenger RNA from Alligator mississippiensis (American alligator), 4575 nucleotides. It is a transcript of the gene CERS3, whose product is annotated as ceramide synthase 3. The record is from RefSeq and is a predicted model, not a curated record. Gene Ontology annotation, biological process: ceramide biosynthetic process. Lineage: Eukaryota; Metazoa; Chordata; Crocodylia; Alligatoridae. Gene Ontology annotation, cellular component: membrane. The coding region runs from base 382 to 1566 and encodes 394 amino acids. Gene Ontology annotation, molecular function: sphingosine N-acyltransferase activity; DNA binding. The transcript has 11 exons.
UGCAAAUUUAAGUAUGUCCCAAUCCUAACUUUAAUGGGUACUUUCUAGAAGAGAGAUGCUAUAGACUAAUUCACCGGGCAGUUUACAGAGCCUGCUCUAAAAAUUAAAAGUUGUGCUUUAUAAAGCAGAAAUUGAGAUUGUUGCAUAACAGACAAGCAUGUGAGAAUAUGUAUGUAUGGUUCUUGUUUUUAGAGGGGAAGUGUGCAUAUUUCCAGAUGCUUCCAAACCUAUUCAAGUUAACAAGCAUGAAGUUUGCACUACUGUUUUAGUCGCAACACCCCAGGCAUCUCAAGUAUAUAGCACCAGAAAGAGAAUUUUCUGAAAGUCCUAGACCCACUGUUGUCUUCCGUGACACCAAUCCACUCAUGAUACUGCUUGCUUAUGAAAAGGGACGUUAUUGGAGAACAUAUGUUCAGCAUGGCACAUACAUUCAAGACACUCAAGAGCUGGUUCUGGUGGGAAACCAUCUGGAUGCCUGCCAAUGUCACGUGGGCAGAUUUUGAAGACCGUGAUGGCUAUGUCUUUCCAAAGCCACAUCAGUUAUAUGCUUUUCUACCCUUCACGCUUGUUUUGCUGAUUAUUCGAUUCUUCAUUGAAAAAUACGUUGCCCUGCCACUAGCCAAAGUUUUAGAUAUAAAGAAUGUAAGACGAGUGAAGCCUCAGCCCAACUCUGUUUUAGAGGCUUAUUUCCAAAGCUGCACAAGACAUCCAUCCCAAUCAGAGAUGCUGCGCCUGGCCAAAAAGUGUAAUUGGACGGUUCACCUGGUACAAAAGUGGUUCAAGAGGCGAAGAAAUCUUGAGAUCCCAACGAUGGUGCAAAAAUUUAAGGAGUCCUGCUGGCGAUUUACAUUUCAUCUUUCAUCAUCCAUUGCUGGAUUUUUAUUUCUAUAUGAUAAACCUUGGUUUUAUGACAUCUGGCAAGCGUGGGUCAGCUACCCAUAUCAGUCCUUGCUGCCAUCCCAGUAUUGGUACUAUAUGGCCGAGAUAAGUUUUUACUGUUCGCUGUUGUGUACCCUUGGUAUAGACAACAAAAGAAAGGAUUUUAUGGCCCAUGUCGUUCACCAUCUGGCUGCCAUUGGUUUGAUGGGCUGCUCAUGGUGUGGCAAUUACGUUCGUAUUGGGACGCUGGUGAUGUUCGUGCACGAUGUUGCAGACUUCUGGCUCGAGGCAGCCAAAAUGUUUAAUUAUGCCCGGUGGGAGAGAACCUGCAAUGUCCUCUUCAUCAUGUUUUCUGUGAUCUUUUUUGUCACACGAAUCAUCCUUUUCCCCUUUUGGAUCCUGCGUGCUACAAUUGUUCUCCCCCUUUACUACUCCACAACUCCAGUCAUAGCAUAUUUCCUCUUCAAUGGACAGCUACUGGUCCUGCAGGGCCUACAUCUUUACUGGGGCAGCUUAAUUCUCAACAUAUUGAAAAAAUUCUUUUUCGUAGACCACUUGAAAGAUGAACGGAGCGAUGAAGAAGAGGAAGACUCCCUCUCUGAUACUGAAGAGAAGCAUGUGAAGAAUGUCAGCAAAAACGGCUGUGAGCUAAGGAAGAGUUGCUACCUGAACAACAAUAGUCGUUAGACCCACACCUGCAUCACAUCCUGCAGUAUCACUUGUCAUGUCCUAAACCCAACCUACAGUACAGAAAGGAAAGUCAACACCCUCUGAGAGUCCAAGAUUGAUUUAUUGCUAGUUACUAGACCUGGAAAGAAGCCCAGUGUAGAGCGGGUGGCGGUGGGAGAUUUGCUUAAUAAGACAAAAUGCGUUAAUGGCCUACUUUCUUGAGUCACUGCAUAUUAGUGUGUGAAAAACAUCUCUCAAAUGUGCUAAUCAUUCCACUCUUAAAAUGCUCAAGGAUUUCAGUGCUCUUAGAGCAAGUGAAGUCUAAUUGGCUCUACUAUAAUUUUCAAGUCUGGCAGAAAUAGGGCAGUUUUACCAAAAGCCUUUAAUGCUCUUUCCACAUAAGUUUGGAAGUGUGGAGUUAAUAUGAGUUCUUCUAAUAAUCAGAAUUGCUUUGUUUAAGAGAGAGGUGACAUCAGGGUGCAUUAACAGGCAUGUUAAUCAUCUUAUCUGAGUUCAAGCAUUUAGCAUUGGCUGCUACCCAUGGAUCAGAGCAUACUUCUUGAUGGCUGGUCCAAGCUAGCAUUGAAUCACUGGAGUUGUUGGUGCUUCCAUGAAUCAUUUGCUUCACUUAAAGAAGCAAGGAGUUUAAACCCUCUGCUCAAAGGCUGCGUCUACAUAGCACAAGGCAGUGUUGUGCAUAGAUACCCAAGUUAGCUCUGAACAAGUUACCCUAGGCACUGAAAGCACAAUAGCUGGGUUAACAUGGUGUUACUUUUCAACAAGACUAACUAGUUGGUUCAAAUAUCUCAUCGCAGCACUACCUUGUGCAUGUGGAUAUACUCAAGUUGGCAUUAUCUCAUGCAGACAAUCACUCCAGCCUUUGCCUAUCUUAAAUCUUUUGCUCUUUUUUUUUUUUUUUUUUUUUUUUUUUGAGGGGGGGAAAGGGAGGGAUUAAAGAAAGUAAUAGUGAAGAAAAAACAACCAGUGCCCAUUUUCCAUCAGGCCCAGGUUUCUUUAACUCCAGCCACUCUGGGUUUAUGCCUGAUUAUAGAACUGGGAUCCUCGUUGGUGGGGCAUAGGGGAAGAUUUCCCAGCAACAGGCAUCCAGGCUAAUUCUUGUAAGUUUAUCAGAAAGUGCAGAAUUCAACAGCUUACUUGGCUAAUGAGGCCUUGCACAGAGUGAGCCCUUUACAACUGCUGGCUGCAGGCCACUUUUCAAAUGAAGUUUCAGCUGUGUUUGAUGCAUCAAGGCUGUGCGGGCCCGAUCCCAUCCUCGUGGCCAUGUGCCGGCCGGGGGCGAGCCGGGCCCGUCUUUGCGCUGCACGCGGGCUGUGGCCAGCAGCCCGGGCACGCGGGGUCAGAGAGAACGGGCGUUAUGAGCUAGAAUUAGGCACGGUACGCGUAGUGGUUGAUUUAAAGAUUACUUUUACUUACACCAAAAGAUGGUCGCGGUGUAGGCAGGAAAACUUGCUUGAGUUACAGUUGCAGAUGGAAAAGAAGAGAGGCAGACUAGAGUUCCUCCCCGUGAACACUCUUCUAGUCCAUCCGGUUGGAGGCUCUAAACCGCGAGCCGGUCAGCCCAAUCGGAGAAAGUAUGUACAGUAAAGAGCUCUGAAUACACUCACUCACACGAAGUUUGCUAGGCUCCGUGGAACUUGCGCGCAGGGAAGAAGGAUACGUCGGGAUUGCGCUCGGUGACGGGGAGAGGCUAGAGCAGAGCUUUCCAAACUGUGUGCCGCGACACAUUAGUGUGUCGGCGGCAGUGUGUAGAUGUGUCGCGCGAAAUGCAGAAAAUGUUGCGGAAGGGCACCGCGGAGCUCCCUUACUCGCGUCUGCUUCCCUUGGCCCCUCCCCUGGAACUUCCUAAAGCAGCUAAUGUUAAAGCAGCUAAGCCUUAGCAGCUAAGGCUUAGCUGCUUUAACAUUAGCUGCUUUAGGAUGGUGUGGCGUCUUGACGUAGGACGCACGGGAUUGGUGGUGUCGGAGCGGUACGGCGAGGAGCGUGGAGAAUUCGGAAUUCUCCUUGGAGACUCCUUUAACGGAGCAAUUGGUUGUGAGUUACACCACCCCCAACUCUCGGCUGUGCUGAGCGGAGGAGUCCCCCGGAGGUCCUGGACUGGGACUGCACCGAGCGGGCCGUCCGCCAUCUUGGCCAAUCGGAACGGAGCUCGGUGGAGGCCAGAAGCCUCGGAAUCAGCGUGCUCCCAAUCACCCGGGCGAGCGCAGCUGCAGGCUGUCACCCAGUCAACCCACCUGCUGCUGGCUGAAGGUAGGCCACCCUCCCAAACCCAAUGUGGCAAACAGCAAGCCACUCACCACGUGGCACUUAUAAUUUGAUUUCUGCCAUUUAUUUUUAUUUUUACUCUGCUGUAAUUGUGGAUUGACCACCCACCGGCAGUGUACCACCGGAGAGUGCUGGAACUGGACUCUGGACAUAGGCAUUGCAAAUAUUUGCAGCAAUAUAGCCUUGUAGUGAGACAUAUAUAUUUACACCAUUUUUGUUGGACUUUUGCUUCUCUACUUCAUGUGUUUUUGCAGCUGAGCUCCUACCUGGACCUAUGUGUCCUAAUAUGUAUUGUAAAUACUUAAGUUAAUUUUGUUUUUUUUUUUCACAUUUUCUCCUGGUCCUGAUUCCUGUCUUUAUCUCACUUUAUCACUGUGGGAGUGGAGCGCAGGUGCUGUUAUUUUCAUAAGAAAAAACAGAGAAAGAUAAGCGCUAAAAACAGUCCUGUUAUUUUCAUAUUUAGUUAAUGCUAAAACCUAAAAAUAAAUUUGCAUAGAUUUAUUCAUUAAAUUGCAGUUGAAUUGCCCGUAAAAUGGAUAAGUUUCUAAUUAAGAAAAGAAAAGCUGGUGAAGAUGACGUUUGCGAUGAACAAAACGUAGCCGCUAUAGAGGAAACUACGCAAGAAUCAACUGUUGAACGGUCUGUAUUAGUACGUAAGAAGUGUAAAGGAAAAAUUUCCAAGCCUCGUUUAUACAAUAAAGAUUAUAUGAAACUGGGGUUCACAGUUUCUGGUAAUGAAAACAA